AUGAGUUCUCGAAAAGAAAUACUUGUGUUUGAUAACAUACCUUCAUUAAGAAGUUGGAGACAACAAUGUAUAAAACAAGAUAAACAGGUUGCAUUCAUACCUACGAUGGGCUCAUUACAUGAAGGUCAUUUAAGUCUAGGUAAAAGGCGAUAUGUGAAACAAGGGAGUCAACAUUGUCCAAUAGUUGUAGUAUCAAUAUUCGUUAACCCGGCCCAAUUCGCGCCAAAUGAAGAUUUAGAUAAAUAUCCUCGCACACUUUCAAAUGAUUUAGAAUUACUUCGUUCAUUGGACUGUGUUGAUGCUGUAUUUUUACCUAAAGUUGAAGAAAUUUAUCCAUAUGGUAUUCCACUUGACGUCGAAAAACAAAAAGGUGCCUUUGUUGAAGUAAGAGAUAAAUCCCAUCAGAUGGAAGGUAAAUCAAGACCGUUAUUUUUUCGUGGAGUGUCAACGGUAGUGACAAAAUUAUUUAAUAUAGUACAACCAAAUUGCGUCUUUUUUGGUCAAAAAGAUGCACAACAAUGUAUAGUAAUUCGUACUUUAAUUUCCGAUUUACAUUUUCCUAUUGAAAUGCAUGUUGGAACAACCGGGAGAGAAUAUGAUGGAUUGGCAAUGAGUUCUCGUAAUAAAUAUUUAACACCUGAUCAGCGUAAUUAUGCUACGACAUUGUUUAAAGGGUUGUCCGCUAUUAAAAAUGAAUUUGAUCAAGGUGAAAAGAAUAGAGAAAUCUUGUUAAAUAAAGGUUACGAAUUAAUUGAAAAAGUUACUAAAGAAGUUAUGGAAAAAAAUUUGGGGUUCGAAUUAAAAUUGGAUUAUUUAUCUUUAGUUGAUCCUAGAACUUUAGAGGAAUUACAAGAAAUUGAAGAGGAAAAGGGAGCGAUUUUGUCAGGUGCUUUGUACGUUGGAAAAACCAGAGUAAUUGAUAAUUUAUUACUUAAUUGCACUUUGUAA
Funneliformis caledonium is the source of this 948-nucleotide messenger RNA. The record is from the annotation of a GenBank genome assembly. Lineage: Eukaryota; Fungi; Glomeromycota; Glomeromycetes; Glomerales; Glomeraceae.